UGCUUUAAUAAGAAUUAUAUCAAGUAUUUGGGGAUUCUCCAAUGUGAAAUGCUGUCCAGCACAUGACUCUUCAUCCUUGCAGAUCUCCAUAACCCCUUUAGAGGAUGACUGAUUUCUUUUGGUGUUCAGAGUCAAUAAUAAUUUCUAGCACCAUUUGAAAUCGGUUAUAGUGAUUGGGGAAUUGCACCUCGUGAAUUUUUGCAGAAGAGGCUCCGGAGAGAAGCUUUAAUGGUCCUGUGUGUGAAGAUGAUCCUUGGAAUGGUUUGGAAAGCCUUACGGUGCUGAGAGGGAAGAUGGUUUUCCCAGUGAGAAUAACCAGUGUGGACUUUGGCUCAAAGAAGAAGAACCCCACCCUGUUGGCUUAAUGAUCUGUCUGUGAGGUAUGAGGAAAUAAAAGGAGCAGCAGGAAACCUUCCAAUCUGCAGCUCUCUUACUCUGGACGUGCUGAAAGCAAGAUCUCAUGGAGGUUUUCCCUGCCAGCCUGAGAGCUUCUUCCAUUCUCCUCUCGUACAGUCCUUACAGAGUAAGCCAUAAACAACCUGAGUCACCUCUCCAAGGGUGUUCAAUGUAUAUGAAUUCCUCUGAAAUUUCAGUUGUUCAGAGACACAGCUGGCUGGAGGCAGAGUCAGAGGUGGGUCCUGUCCCCAGUUCCAGCAGGAUCUAAUUAUCCAUGAAAACAAUGUCUGAAAGUCAUCCUUCAGUCAGCUGAUCCUUUUACAUCCAGCUUUUUGGGAGUUAAUGCCACCAACUAACCUACAGCAAAACAUCACACACCAGCCUGCAGCACAGCAUCCCUGUAGCAGGGGAUGUUUUCCUGGAUAUCCUGCAACAGGGGAAGAAAGGAUGAAAAAAGGAAGAAAAAUGCCUGAUGAAAACAGAAGCAUUUCAGCAUAAAAUAUCUCUGAGGAAGAAGAAAGUGUGCUGCAGGUGCAUCUCCUCUGGAAGCAUCCAGAACUUUGGGGUUUCAAGCAGAAAAGCUGGACCAGCUGUGUGCUUCACCUCUGCUGCUGAGCAAGGGGAUGUUCAGUGGGUGCUGCUCAGUGUAAUGGUUACAGACUCUGGGUCAGAAGAUAGUCCCACUCAGCUCCUUGAAAUAGGAGGCAAAAAAUGUUUUCUCUGAUGUCAUUCUCAGUCUACUGGAUCUCCAACAACUUUCCAAGAACAGUCCAUGGAGAGAUGUAUGGCUGCCUGCUCUGCUGCCUGGAUUGCUGGGUAUUUUAAGUCCCCCUGUGUGCAGUUUCUGACUGUGCUGCCUUCUCAGCAUCAUGUCUGUCUCCUCUAGAGGAUUCUUCUCCAGAGAACCUGCCAUGGAAGCAGAUGAUCUGUCUUCAGUCCUGGGGGCAAAUCAAUAAAAUCAUUUUCUCUGUGUCAAAGAAGUUUUUUAAAGCCCCCUUGGCAAAAAAAGGAGAGGUGAGCCUUGGGAUCGCAGAGAUUUGAGUUCAGUAUUUUGGUGCUAGUGAAAGUCACAAAUGGUUUGGUUGGAAGGGACCUUAAAAAUCAUCCAGUUCCAUCCCCCUGCCAUGAGCAAGAACACUUUUCACCAUCCCAGGUUGCUCCAAGCCCUGUCCAGCCUGGCCUUGGACAUUUCCAGGGAUCCAGGAGCAACCACAGCUUCUCUGGUCAACCUGUGCCAGGGCCUCACCACCCUCACAGGGAAUAAUUAUUCACAUAUUGUUGCAGAGGAAAGUCUUUUUGGUCUCUGCUUUCCCAAAGCAAUCAGUGUGUCAAGCCCUGUGUAACUCUGGCUGGAUUCCAGCCUGGAAAGCCAGACACUGACCCUGAUUUGGAGCAGCACAGCCUGGGAUGAAGUGGCUGGGAAGGGGCAUCAAAGCGCCGUGUGGAGGAGCUGGCUGUGACAACAGUUCACCAAGCAAUGCAUGGCAGAGCAUGGACAUCAAGAGGAAUGUAAAGCAACUCUUUCAACCUCAUUGCUUCAAAUACCACAACUGUCAUUCUUCUAUAACGUUACUGCAUAAAAACCCAGCGGGAUUUAUUUAUAAUUGAUGAUUUUAUGUGGAGGAUACUCCAAUGCCACCGUGCGGAUUAAAUCCCAGGACAGACUGACAGCUGUAAAACCCAUGAGCACAGGUGAGUGAGCUGGUCUGUUAGUGGCCUCCAGAGGAACACAAAGUGAUUUGCUCUGUUGGAUUUUGCCAUGAUUUAAUCUUCAGUCUUGCCUGUCCUUACUGUGAAACAGACUGGGAAGAGAAUGGCUUGAUAGUUUCCCAUAUGGUUCAUCAUUGCUAAAAAUGCCAUGAGGUGAUGGGAUUGCCUGCUGCAAGCUGCCAAAAUCCUUAUGAAUCCAAACCUGCUCAGAAAUCACCUCUGGGAAAACCUAAAUUUCUCAGGAAGUUCAUGAGAAUUAUAAUGGAUUUCCAGGCUUCCAAAUAAGUUGUCACGUAAAGACUCUCCACUAUGUUUCCAGUGUGAGAACUGAAAUCACAACUUGAAGGAAGGAGAAACUCAGUGCAAGUAAAUUUUCAAGAUUUCUCUAUGCAAAUCAAAAUUCCAGUUGGAGAACUUUGGAGCGAAACAAUGGUGUAAAAACCCCCACUUUUUAGUUGAGGUUAGCCUGGAAAUUUUAAGGCGCUCAUGAAUAAUUUAUAAACCAGUCUUCCCACGGAUGAGCAGCAGGACGAGAGCGUGGCUACGUUUGUCACUGUAUUGAGACGUUUCCUGGCAAUGGUGGAAUUUUUAUGGCGUUCUUUCUCAUAAUGGAGUUGUUGCUUAGCUUUUAAUGUCCCAAAUGUAAACAGAUCUGAGGAAGCAGAUCGUUAAAAACGUUUAGAAAGGGCGAAUGAAAAAGUGAAGUACUUGCGUGCUGCGUUCCAAGCAAAGCCUAUAAAUCACCGCCAUCGGAAUUCUCUGACAAGGAGCAAAUGGUUUUAUGGACUCACAGAAAUUGCAUUGGGAGGAAUAGUGAAAAGAUUAAUAUUUUAAAAUCAUGGCAGAAGAGCAGAGGGAAUAACCCGAGAGGUUUGAGAAGCUGUCCCGUGCUCUGUUUUAAAUUGUAACACUUUGACUUAACAAAUUCAAAAUCAGAUUCAAAUCUGCUUUGCCAUCUUCAGCUCCACAGUCUCUGAAGCCGUGGGACCAGUUGACUUCACUGCCUGGUGCUCCUUCAUUAGCCAGGCUGGGAAUGCUUAAAUCCAUGCAGAGGUUUUAUGUGUGGAAGCAGCUCAGGAAAAAAGGGUAAAAAAAGCAGUUUUCGUUUGAUUUUCAACCCUCAGAGCUGCUUUCUAAACUCAAAUUUGGGUUUGCAGCUUUCGAGCCUUCAAGAGUCACUCCAGUGACCCAUCCUGGGCAGGAAGCCGGGGAUCCCGUGGGAUGCAGGGGUGGAGAUGGCAACCCCUGGAAGGUGCUGGUGCAGAGGGAAGGGUGAGUGCUCCUCGGCUGCCCUGGCCCAGCCAGCCCAGCAGAUGUGAGAUGCUGCCUUAGCACGGGCGGCAGCGGGAGCCGCGGUUGGGCUCGGCGGGAGAGGCCGUGGGUGGAGAGGAGCUGGCAGGGAUCCCGGGAGCCGCUGGGAAGAGGCUGCGCGGGGGAGAGCGAGCUCACCACCCACCUCGGAUGAAAUCAUGGAACGGGCGAGCGCGAGGAAAGGCUGGUGAGGAGAAGGAGACCUAAAAAAAAAGGGGGAGGACGGGAGAGGAAGGAUGGUGGACCAGUGAGGAGAGUGGUUCCUGUCUGGUGGGUUCAAGGAGGAUCUGGUUCUCACAGGAGUCAAAAUAAGAGCAGGAAUUUGUCACAGGAAGGUUUGCUCCAGCAGCAUAGAAAAGAACUUUGAUACCUGACCCCUUUGGUGGAAAUGCAUUAUUAACGUGUCUGAAUGGAGGAGUGAUUGUUCCCAGGCAAGCUGCUGCUUCCCCAGUCUAACCUCUAACCAAGCUUGGACCAAGGAAGAUGCAUUCCUGGAAUGAGGAGAAGGAGAUCUCUGGAGCUGGCUGGUUGAAAACAAUGUUUUUAAGGGCUCCUGAAAAAGGAACCUUACAGUGCCACUUUCGUUAAGCAAGAAGUGGGUUGCCUUGGUGUUCCCAGUUCAGUGGGCACAUUGUCUCAUCCUUACUGUGCAGGCCAACAAGGAAAAAGUCCAGUGUGGCUUCCUGUUGCACUUUGAGACUGAACAUUGCCCAGCCCAGCGUGAACUCCUUGGAUUUUUUCUCCCCAAUACUUGUCUGAUUUAUGAUAAAUUACACCACUCAUGACUGUUUCAAUCCAAUGAGAAGACCUUCAGUGUCUGUGUUUUCCACAUGGAUUUGUGUCCAAGCUGCCUUUCUGCAGCUAAUCCCACAUCAUUUCUGGAGAGCUCAGGCAGGCGAGGAGCCAGUGGAAGGAGCGGGUGUGAUCAGCACGAGGUUUUGUCCAGUGCACCCACUGAAUACAGCCUGCAUCUUCUGCUGGGUUUUGUUGGAUCCUUUUCAUUCCUUGGAAGCACAGUUCAGGACAAAACUGUCACAGUCUGACUUUAAGGAAUGGGAUUCUCAGCACUUCUGUCUCUGCUCCAGCCAGCGAAAACUGAUGCGUAAGACUCCUUCUCCCUCCCUCCAACUCCAGUGGGUGCAAAGUUGUAACUGUUUCAGGAAAGAUACAGCCAGAAAAAAAAUAAAAACCAACCAAAAAACAUUUCCCUAGCUCAUUUUCUUUUCCCAGAAAACCAGAUGGAUGAAUCAUUACAACAGCAGCUGUGACAGGGGACCAGACAACAGACUGAGCCCAAAGCCCAACCCAGUUGAGGCAAGAUGAAAAACUGUCCAAGGAUUUACCAACCCUCCCUCCCACAUCUGUUUAAAGGAGCAGGACUCCAGAAUUAGGAAGAGUCUGACCCAGGAUUCUGGAAGUGUGUCCUCCUCCUGGCUCUCUGAGUGAAAUUCCCUGUUUAUGACAACGGGCAGAUUUAUGACCAGGUAUAUAUUGCACUGGGACUCCUGAGGGAUUAGCCAAGGGUUUCUUCAGGGAGAAGAAGAAAGGAACUCUUUAGCUGCCUGUCCUGAGACUCUGCUUCAAGAGUAGCAAGAGCCCUUCACUGAAAUCCUCCCACCAUGCUGGGGCUGCUGCUGCUGCAGGUGUUGGCCAGCUGCCUCUGGCUGGGACACAGCGAGGUAGUUAAGUCCUUUGAAACUUCAUGUCCUCAGUUUUUUUUCCGGGAGAUCCCCCCGAACGAAGCCCUGGAGCCGCAGAAACCAGCCUGGAUCUGCCAGCGCUACAAGAACCAGUAUUACUUUGCCACCCUGUAUGACAGGAAGAUGCGUAUUCCUGUCUACUCAGCUUACAUCUACCAGCCUGGACCGGGCAAAAGACCUAAAACAUGGCUGGUUGAGCCUCAGCUGAUUGGCCCAGCUUAUCCCAAAACUAUGGAAAAAGAGUGGACACUCUUAAAUCAUUACAAUGUCACCUUAGAGAAACUCAGCCAGAGCCAGGCUAUCCUUCAUGACUACAAGAACCUGACGGGUCUGAACCGGGGCCAUUUGAACCCCAAUGGCCACCACGAUGACUACAGCAGCAGGACGGCUACCUUCACCCUCACCAACAUCGUGCCCCAGGAUGAGAAACUCAACGGUGGCGCCUGGAACAACUACGAGCAGCAAACGAUGAUCAGGAGGACCCAGGGCUGUAAAACCACCUAUGUCAUCGUGGGUGCUGUGCCUGGGAACAACUACAUCGCCAAGGGGAGGGUUAAUAAACCCAGCCACCUCUGGUCAGCUGCCUGCUGCGUGGUGGACAAUAACUACAUAAAGGCCUGGGCGGUCAUCGCUGAGAACGACAAGAACGAGGUUGAGCUCCUCACACUGGGAGAGCUGGAGGACACGUUAACUGAGCUCUAUGGGAGGGGACAGGUUUCCCUGUUUGACAGUGACUGUCCUCGAGAAUAAGCCCCACAUCCUGGGUGGAACAGGCGCAGGAGCUUUUGCCACAUGUCAUAGAAUCACAGAAUGGUCUGGGUUUGAAGGAAUUUCAAAGACCAUCCGUGUAGUCUCAGCUCCUGAGCCAUGGACAGGGACAUCUUCCACUAUCCUUGGUGGCUUCAAGCCCCAUCCUGUGGUAGUGAGUUUCUUUGUUAUGAAAUUGUGGUGUUAUAAGUUCAAAAUAGUUUCCUCCUGUUGUCCCCCAUACAUAUUGGUUUGUCCCUGAGAUACGUCCAUCCAUUCCCCUGUCCAUCUACCUAAAGAGCUACCCCUUGUUCCAGAGUCUUCCCUGCCACUCAGGGAGACCCUGCCCUCCUCCCUUGUCCAUCACAGAAACCCCACCUUUGUUUCCAGAAUCUUCUGCAUGCAUCCUGGAUCCCUCAAAUACCUAUUGGUCUCCUUGGCCUGCUCUCCUCCCCUGUUGUCUCCCAUUGGAUGUCAUGAUGUGUGCACUGCCUUGUGCCCCUCCCCGGGUGUCUCACCAUUGGUCCAAGUUUGUAUCCGCCCUAUAUUCCCUCCCCUGUACUUAAGAUGCUGUUACGCCUUUGAGACGCUGUUAUUUGUCUCUGGACUCUUUCAGAUUAAAUCCUCUUGAGAACUUGUAUGAGUGAUUCCUCUCUUUUCUUUCAUUUUGGAUUCCUCAACUCGGGAUUCUAACAGCAGCUGCACAGAGCAGCUUUGCUGCCUCUGACAGCUAGGCAGCCCUGUUUUACUGCUACGCAGACCGGCCCAGGGGUGGACAAGGAGCAGCCACUCUUGGCACAGGCCAGGAGCUUGGGCUAGCUGUGGUCAGCCCUAAGGGGUCAGCCCAUGUCACUGUCCAACCUGGCUUUGAACACUUCCAGGGAUGGAGCAGCCACAACUUCUCUGGACAACCUAUGCCAGGGCUUCACCACCCUCACGGUAAACAAUUGCUUCUUAACAUCUAAUCUAACCCCACCUGCUUUCAGUUUAAAGCCAUUACCUCUUGUCCUGUCAUUCCAUACCCGUGUCCAAAAUCCCUCUCUCUUCUAAAACCAUUUAGACACUGGAAGGAGUCCAAAUUCUCCCAAGAGUCUUCUUUUCUCCAGGCUCCCUCACCCUCAGCUCUUUCAUCCUCCCUCCAGAGCACAUGUGCUCCAGCUCUUGGAGCAUCUUUGUGGCCUCCUCUGGACUCCACUCCAGCAGCUUUGUCUCCUUUUCCCCUUGUAGAUCCCAGAACUGGAGGCAGCGCUGCAGGUGAGGUCUCACCAGAACAGAAUAGAGGGGGACAAAUGGACUGUAGAAGGGAACAAGACAACUCAAGGCUCCCAAAGACCUUUGAUUCAUUUCCAGGAAGGUCUGAGAGAGCAGACUUCACAUGAUAUCUAUGUUCCAUUAGGAAGUGAGAAACCUGUCUUCAGAUCAGGAAAAUUUAUGUAUAAAAGGAUACCCAGUGCCACCUGCUUAUAGAGUAGUUUAGGGACUAACAUAACAA
This is a messenger RNA of Passer montanus (Eurasian tree sparrow), 7356 nucleotides long. RefSeq names its product endonuclease domain-containing 1 protein-like. The transcript has 8 exons. The coding region runs from base 5037 to 5867 and encodes 276 amino acids. NCBI's taxonomy places the organism in Eukaryota, Metazoa, Chordata, Aves, Passeriformes, Passeridae. The record is from RefSeq and is a predicted model, not a curated record. Gene Ontology annotation, molecular function: metal ion binding; hydrolase activity; nucleic acid binding.